GAAAUUCUGCCCCCGACAACACACACCCGCCUGUGGAGAAACCAGAGGCAGGACGGCCGUGCCCGCAGCUCCGCUCGUUUUUAUAUCUGCGCGGUUUUAGUCUGAAAAAUAGCUGCGGGGAAAAAUGAGUAAAAUCUCCAACUUUUUCAAGGGGGGCUCCUCCAGCUCCUCCAAGUCCAAACACCACCGGUCUCGGGGGGGUCCGUCCCCCCAGGAGGCCAUCCACAAACUGCGGGAGACCGAGGAAAUGCUGACCAAGAAGCAGGACUACCUGGAGAAGAGGAUCGAGCAGGAGCUGGCGACCGCCAAGAAACAUGGCACCAAGAACAAGAGAGCUGCCCUGGCAGCCUUGAAGAAGAAGAAGCGCUUAGAGCAGCAGCUUACCCAGAUCGACGGCACGCUGUCCACCAUCGAGUUCCAGAGAGAAGCUCUGGAGAACUCACACACCAACACAGAGGUCCUGAAAAACAUGGGCUAUGCUGCUAAUGCCAUGAAGCGAGUCCACGAAAACAUGGACGUUAACAAGAUAGACGAUCUCAUGGCGGACAUCACAGAGCAACAAGACGUGGCCCAGGAGAUCAGCGAGGCGAUCUCCCGGCCUUUCGGCGAGACAUUUGAUGAGGAUGAGCUGCUGGCCGAGCUGGAGGAGCUGGAGAACCAAGCAGAGGAGGAAGGAAUGAUGACGAUGGGCGGACUCCCCAGUGUUCCCAGCUCCAGCCUGCCCUCAUUACGGCCCGGUCAGCGUGCCACGACGAGGAGAAGAAUCGAAGAGGACCAGGACAUGCAAAUGCUGGCGUCAUGGGGAACUUAAGUACACUUACCUGAAGAUAACAUGAACUUAAUGUUACAUUCAAAAAGUGUCCAGAAAGCUACAUUAUGUUUGUUUUCACUUUUUGUAUCAUCAUUGAAGGUUUAUGGGGUAAAUGAAGAGCAUUGCGUUUUAUUAGAAUAAACUUUUUUGCUUCUCAGCUUUUAGACUCUCUUUAUGGUUUGUAAAAAAUAAAAGUGAAGGAAUCAAGAUUUUAGAUUGGCCUGACUGCUUUUUCCUUGUUUGUUUUAGUUGAAUAAACUACUUUUCAGACUCCUAAUGAACAUUUUAGACAGGUGAUUUUGUUUUCCAGGGCAGAAUUCUCUCUUGCACAGCUGUAAAUAUCGUCAAAUUUCACUUUAAUGUUGUACAUAUGUUGCUUUGUUAUCACAAUAAAAAACUUGCUACGCAUUGGCACCUUGUCUUUACUGUAAAUAUAUGGUGUUCUUGGAUAAGACGAGUAAAGUUUUCUUUGUGCUCAA
Salarias fasciatus (jewelled blenny) is the source of this 1290-nucleotide messenger RNA. RefSeq names its product charged multivesicular body protein 4C (gene chmp4c). Gene Ontology annotation, cellular component: ESCRT III complex; multivesicular body; cytoplasmic side of plasma membrane. The transcript is spliced from 5 exons. Lineage: Eukaryota; Metazoa; Chordata; Actinopteri; Blenniiformes; Blenniidae. The record is from RefSeq and is a predicted model, not a curated record. Bases 125 to 811 code for a protein of 228 amino acids. Gene Ontology annotation, biological process: late endosome to vacuole transport via multivesicular body sorting pathway; vesicle budding from membrane.